AUUAACAAAACUUUGGCUCUACAUUUACUUAGUCAAGAUACAUCACCAUAUUCAUCAGGAUCUCUAUACAAUCCAUCACCAUUGUCAUCAAACGAUGAUUAUGAUUAUCAUACAAAGAAGAAAAAAUCCCAUCUUGAUUAUUUCAUUGGACAAGGUGUAAUAGAUUGUGAAUUAAAUGAUGACGCCAUUAUAUGGAAAUUUGAAGAGGUUGAUAUGUCAAGAUUUGCUUGGAAUACUGAAAACAAUCAAUAUCUUUGGCAUUAUCAUUAA
This is a messenger RNA of Entrophospora candida, 270 nucleotides long. NCBI's taxonomy places the organism in Eukaryota, Fungi, Glomeromycota, Glomeromycetes, Entrophosporales, Entrophosporaceae. The record is from the annotation of a GenBank genome assembly.